This is a messenger RNA of Dicentrarchus labrax (European seabass), 11468 nucleotides long. RefSeq lists its product as uncharacterized. NCBI's taxonomy places the organism in Eukaryota, Metazoa, Chordata, Actinopteri, Moronidae. Gene Ontology annotation, biological process: cellular response to lipopolysaccharide; immune response; cell surface receptor signaling pathway. Gene Ontology annotation, cellular component: external side of plasma membrane. The record is from RefSeq and is a predicted model, not a curated record. The transcript is spliced from 11 exons. Bases 295 to 1845 code for a protein of 516 amino acids.
AGUGUGUCUGUCACUGCUCUACUCUCCACCGCUCAUAUAUGUCGUUUUGGGAGUUAUUGCCAAUCAACCAAUAAUGUUUGUGUGAAAGCUGCUCAGCCGGUUUCUUUCCAUUCCAACGGCUGCUUCUCUGGAAACAGUUUAAAGUGAAACUAAAGUUUUCUCCUCACAGUGUUGGCAGAUUAUCGGGAGAAGGAAAGUGACAACUGGCUGUGAACUGAAUGUGUUUUUCAAGUGUUCGUUUAGUGAGAAGCAGAUUAAUGAGGACUUUGUGGUUGUUGGAGUUUUUACAGGAAGAUGAAGAUGUUUGUGGUGUUUGUGAUCCUCAUGCACGUUUCCCAGUAUGCCUCAGCUGUGGAGCUGUAUGAGGGGGAGGAGUUUGUCCUGCUGCCCUGUGAGUUUCCCACCUUUGAAAUGGACGACCCCUCAGUGGUGUGGAGCCGCUACGAUCUCAAUCCUCCAACCGUCCACCAGCGUCAGCAGGAAGGUGAUGAACUUAAAGACCAAAACCAGCUUUACAGCGGCCGAACAUCCAUGAUGGCUGACGCUCUGGAAACUGGAGACCUCAGCCUCAAUCUGACAAAACUCCGCCUCUCUGACAGUGGCAACUACACCUGCACCGUUAGAGCAUCAGGAGGACAACGGACAGUGAGAGACAUAAAGCUGCAGGUCAAAGAGCGAUUUCCAUCCUGGGCCACAGCUCUCCUGGUUCUACUGGUUCUAGGCCUCAUUGUUUCUGGGGGUCUUUUGGUGCAUUUUCGUCACUAUUUAAUGUCAGUCUACCAGGUGAAGGUGGAUUCAGGGGAGGAGUCUGUCCUGCUGCCCUGCAAAACCACAGUUCACCUGCCUGAGGACGUCACAGUGGAGUGGACGGACAAAGGCAACUGGAAGGUCCAUGUGUGUCAGAACGGCUCUGAUCAGCCUGAAGAACAGGACCAGGAAUACAGAGACCGAACAGAGAUGAAGAGAAACCUGCAGGAACCUGGAGACCUCAGUCUGACCCUGAAAUACCCCACAAACACAGACAGUGACAGAGGAAAUUAUAUCUGUGCCGUCUACAACAGGGAGAGAAAGAUCCUGAUGAGGAAACAAGUGAUGCUUGAGGUCAAAGUCCCCCAGGUGAAGGUUGAUUCAAAGGUGGAGUCUGUCCUGCUGCCCUGCAAAACCACAGUUCACCUGCCUGAGGACGUCACAGUGGAGUGGACAGACGUUGACAACUGGAAGGUCCAUGUGUAUCAGAACGGCUCUGAUCAGCCUGAAGAACAGAACCAGUAUUACAGAGACCGAACAGAGAUGAAGAGAAACCUGCUGGAACCUGGAGACCUCAGUCUGACCCUGAAAUACCCCACAUACAGUGACAGUAGCACCUUCACCUGCACCGUCUACAACAGGGAGAGAAAGAUCCUGAUGAAGAAACAAGUGAAGCUUGAGGUCAAAGUCUGUCAGGUGGAGGUGGAGGAGGGGGCGGAGUCUGUCCAACUGCCCUUCAAGACCACAGCUAACCUGCCUGAGGAUGCUGGAGUGGAGUGGGAACGCAUUGAACCCAAACCCACAACGACAGUCCAUGUGUAUCAGAACAGUUCUGAUCAGCCUGAAAUACAGAACCAGGAUUACAGAGACCGAACAGAGAUGAAGGAAGACCUGCCGAAAACUGGAGACCUCAGUCUGACCCUGAAACACCCCAAAGAGAGAGACACAGGAAGAUACUACUGCAACGCCUACCGUAAUGAGGAAAACAUCAGAUACAUCCUGAGAGAGAAAUCAGUGCAGCUCACAGUCAGAGGGAGAACCAGGAACAGAAGCAGCUCCAUUGAUCCAACUCCUCUGAUGGCUGAUCAAUCUGUUUGAUUGGUCUGUUGAUCAAUCUUUGAUUAUUGAUCUUGUUGAAGGGGCUCAAAGGAAGAGAAUGUCAACGUUCAGCUUUCAGUGUUUCCUCUCUUCAUCAUCUGAAUGAACCUGCAGUCCAUACUGUGAUUCUUUUAUGUUUGUGUAUUCAGCUUCUAUACAUAUAUAUCUGGCUGUGUCUCAGGAGGUAGAGCGGGUCGUCCACUGAUCGGUGGUGCUGGUUCGAUCCCCGGAUCCUCCCGCUGCAUGUCGAAGUGUCCUUGAGAAAAACGCUUUGAGUGGUCAGAAUUUAUACCUCCUCAUCUCCUCUGUCCUCCUGCCUGUGACUGAAAAUCCAUCUGGAGAAACUUUAUUUGAGGACUGACAGACAGCUCUUUGUCAAUAAUGUGAUCAGAUCCACAUCCCGUGAAACAGAGACCCAGCUGGUUAUUAUAUUUACUGCAUGUCUGGAACAUUAGCUGGAGAUGUACGGUCUGCUGAGUCUUUCAUACUGUACUCAAGGGCUAUAAUAAGGGGUUUCUGAAUGGUUCAUUGAUUGUUUGUCUCUGCUGUUUCUUUAAUGAGGAGAAAAGCUAUUUAAUCUGUAAUUUUCAGGGUGGGAGGAACCUAUGCAGAUCUGAUGUAUUUUAGUCUCUAUUGUUAGAAAGAACACUGAUUAUGUCUGACAAUUAUAUUCUGAUAUAUUUUACUAACAGGUGUUUAAUCUAUUGAUGUUUUUUUUCUUUUUUUUUCCCAAACUCUUUUUAUAAGCAUUUUUUCAAAAAUAACAAUUUUCAGUGCAUUUGUGAUUUGUGUAGGACCAAAAAAAGGGGACAAUGAAGCAUGUAUAAAAGUAAGACGAGUCCGAGUAUGUGCAUGGAUACAUAUACAUGCAUACAUACAUCCACACACACACAAACCUAAACACACACAUAUAUUCACUGCACUUACACAAAAAUAAUAAUUGUAUAAAACAAAUACAUACAACAAACAGAACAUGGUCUUUAUGUAACAGGGAUGACUACUGUAAAAUUAGAUUUAUUUUGUGAAUUAUUUUACUAUGUUUAUUGAAUUUGCAUAAAUUAAUUAAGGGUAAUUGCAUAUAUAAGCAUAUUUGUAUUCUGUUCUGCAAUGUAGAUGAGGAACUGCAUAAGGUGCAUGUACCUGGAAUGUUACCAUGGGUUAAGAUUGGCGGAGUGAUAUGAUGUUAAGUGUGUUCAGUUGUCCUACUGUUGAAACGGACAUUAAAGUGGACCGAGUAACAAAGAAGAAGUUGUCCCUGUGCUCUUGCUUCACCCACGACCCAAAGGUAGUUAAUAUAGUAACCAUCAAGUUAUAGUUAAUGCUAAGAGUAACCAGCGUUACACUGGUGGCAGCGGGUUUGAUGACUGCUAAUUUUUGCAGAUUAUUAACGAGCGACCUGCCUGAACGACGGCUGCUGUUUUCUUUUUUUCUCCUCACCGUUGACUUCUGCUACAAGCUAACGCCAAGCUAGCGACACGGUGUAAUAUGGAAUAAAACGGACUCUGUCGGACAUGUAAUCAGCAAGAUAACAUCAAAAGGACAAUAUAUGGGAGUAACAGAUUUGCAAGGUGGACAUGACUUUUUUUCCUGCUCUUCGCGGAUUCAUGUUGGAGUGCUGCCGGUGAACUUGUCUGCGUGGGACGGUCGCACGGCACCUGUGUCACCUGUUGUCCCUCCUUUGGCACCCACUCACCUUCAUGGGUCUUUAACUCCUCUCAGUGUCCACUCUGCCACCUCAGAUGAUUUUCGGAAAAUGCAGAGAACACUGGAGACACUUUCAGAAAGAAUUGAGCAGUUGCAGCUAGAGGUGCAACGCCAGCAACAAGGCACUCAACGCGGCUCAUCAGACUACAGAUCUCGUCAGCGGAGCGCCACUCCUGAUGGUGGACGGGGCCACAGCUGUUACUAUUCCUCAGACAGAUAUCCCUAUAGAGAAUCUUCUUAUGAUCGAUACUCACCUAACCACCGGUAUGACAGACAGGAUUCCUACACUUGUUCUGGAUCAUCUGAGCUCAUAUCAACAAGUAGUUGAAAAUGAGGGCCAAUUGCCAACUACUGUCUUCGCCCAGGCCCAUACAGACAGUAAUGCUUCUCCUACUGACUUAACCAGAGAAAGUUUGUCUGGGAUUGAUGUGUCAAGAAGAUAUGUGUCAGUUGUGAUUGAGGACACUCUUGUGCAUGCUUUUGUUGACACCGGAGCUGACAUUUCAGUUAUCAGCGAGGAUUUUAGGAUGUCUAUAACUGCUCUCCACAAAAAGCCAAUUGUAAAGCAGUGUCUUCCUCUCACCAGUGUCACGGGUGACCCUCUGGACUCAGUUGGUUCAAUCUUAGUCAAUUUAAGUAUUGCCCUCAAGCCAAUGACACAUGUUCUUUAAGUUGUCAGAAACUGUACUAAACCACUGAUUUUGGGCUGGGAUUUUCUGGAUGCUAAUGGAAUUAUUGUAAACACCCAGAACAUGUCUCUCAUAGUGGAUGACAAAGAAGUAUCACUGGUUAGCCCACACCAGUAUGUCCCUAAACUAACUAAUGUUACACUGUCUUCUACAGUUACAGUUCCAGCCAUGUCAGAGAUGGUCAUCACUGCUAAAUGUGCUAAUGUACCACUUAAAGGACUAGUGCCUCAUGACUAUGCAGGUGUGUUUGAACCACACUACACAAAUCAUUCAACUACCGGUUUUGCAUGGACUGUAGCAAAAGCUGAACAAGGUUCCAUCCAUGUGAAAGUAGCUAACCCCUCCAGCGAGGACGUCAUGUUAUAUUGUGGCACUCAGAUAGACACUUUUCAUGCCACAUCUGGCAACAGCAAAGAUGAGUACACUGUGAUGGAAAGUUCUGUCUGUAAUGUCAACAUUCAGAUGCCUGUAAUGUCGAAGCCAACUGUACUGACUGACAUUUCAAACCCUGACCUCACAAGUGCACAAAAUAAGAAACUGAAAGACACUUUAAGCUCAUUCUCUGAUGUUUUCAGUCAACACUCACAUGACUUUGGAAGGACGUGCCUGGUUACACACAAAAUUACAACCAGCUGUGACACAAUCUCACAAAGAGCCUACCUACCUCUCCUGCCAUGAAAAAGAAAUCCACCAUCAGGUGGAGGAGCUUAAAGCUCAGAAUCUCAUUGAGGACAGUACAAGCCCCUGGGCCAGCCCAGUGGUCAUGGUGAAAAAGAAAGAUGGCACAUACAGAUUUUGUGUUGAUUUCAGGAAACUGAACUCAGUUACCAUCACUGAUGCACAACCUCUUCCGAGAGUUGAUGAUAGUUUGGAUGCAUUAUCUGGCUCUCAGUUUUUUUCCACCAUGGACAUGUCAAGUGGAUACUGGCAAGUUGAAAUGGAUCCUGCAGACCCAAAACUGCAUUUACAACAGGCGAUGGUCUCUACCAAUUCAAAGUGAUGCCCAUGGGUCUAAAAAACUCACCACCAACUUUUCAGAGACUAAUGGAACUUGUUUUGAGAGGUCUCCACUGGACAAUGUGUGUCAUUUAUCUUGAUGACAUAAUUUGCAUCCAACUUCCAACUUUAUUUGUUAAGCACUUUAAAACAACCAACGUUGACCAAAGUGCUGUACAGGAGAAUAAAUAAGACAUCAUAAAUAGCAGCAAUCAUGGAGUAAAAGUUCAGUGAAAGCGCUGGAUUCACCAACACUCAGCCAUGUCUCAGUCACACAGAGGAAAUCCAAUCCUCGGUACGUGAAGAAAUCCUUCAAGACAAAAGUCCCGUUGGCUAGUGACAAGCAUGCGUGGGACAAGACUCUGAUAAUCAUAUCCAAAACCUGACAGAAAUUCUUACACGAUUCAGAUAAGCAGGGUUGAAACUAAAUUCAAAGAAAUGUGACUUUUGCAGAUCUGCAGUGAAGUAUAUGGGACACAUGAUGGACUGGCACUGGACCCAGUCAACAGUCACCGUAUAUGUGAGUGGCCUGUCCCAAGAUCACCUACUGAUGUACAAGCAUUUCUGGGAUUGUGCUCUUAUUACAGACGUUUUGUGCACAAGUAUGCAUUCAUCACUCAUCCUCUUCAGACUCACACAAAAACAUGUGUCGAUUGAAUGGACUGAAGAGUGCUCAACUGCAUUUCAGACAUUAAAAGAUGCACUCUGCUCCCCUCCAAUAAUGGCAUUUCCAAACUUUCAUUAGCCAUUCAUUCUAAGUACGGAUGCCUCUAACUAUGCAGUUGUUGCGGUGCUUUCUCAGGUUCAAAAUGGAAAGGAACGGGUUAUAGCUUAUGCUAGUCAUGUUCUGACACGCACAGAGAAAAAGUGGUCCACAUAUGACAAAGAACUUUAGGCCAUUGUCUGGUCUGUCAGACACUUCAGACACUAUUUGAGUUUAAUCCAUUUACAAUCAUUACUGAUCAUCGUCCACUCCUCAGUCUACGGAAACUGGAUGUCACACAUGACCCCACAGGACGUGGUCGUUGGGCUCUGGAGUUGGAUUUGUAUAAAUGGACAAAAAUACACAAGGAGGGAAAGAAACAUACAAAUGCUGACGCUAUGUCACGGAUUCCCCCUCCCACAAGAGGACCCUAUGGUUCCAGAAGAAACAGUGUCUCCCUCACAGGACAGCAACUCCUCUCCUGUCCAACUGGAUGCACUGCCUCAAGCUCCACGACCUGGCUCUGGAGCCGUGACAAAAACGAGGAGACGCAGUUGAAAAGACAAAUUCUAAGUCAUUUAUUUAAACAUAACAACCUAAAUGCAACCUGAAAAAGAACUAAACAGAAGAUAAGGUGUGUUUGUCAGUAACCUCAGUGGUGAAAGUGUGUGUAUGCAUGAGUGUGAUGUAUAAUGAAAAGUAAAUGUUGGAUGUUAAAACACAACUACCCGAAUACCAGCAAUGAUAAUAAGAUAGAAAGAGAGCCCCUGUCAGCCAGAGAGGCGGGGCUUUUAUAGCUGGGAAACACCGGGACCAGGUGCUUCCGGCUAUGCCGAUUGGUCCAACCCACAAGUACCUGCUGCCUUAAAAGGAAGAGGAAACAUUAGAGCCACUCAGGGGACCGUCACACACAGGUAUGGAAUUGUUGCAACACACACUUUCUAGUUAAGGAAAUGACACUGUAGCUGAACAACUGUCUGACCCCAUUCUCUCGGAAGUGUACAGAUGGGUACAGGAAAACAAACGUCCUUACCUCAGACAUGUAAAAGGGAAAGUUCAAAGAAAACUCUGGUGACAAUUCCCUAAACUUGUGCUGUGUAAUGACUUACUCUGUCGAAAGGCUCACACUGCACCAGGACAGCCAGUUGUGUAUCAAGUACUGAUUCCCACCACACUAAUCACAGAGACUAUGAGCAUUCUUCAUGGCAACCCCUGUUCUGGUCAUUACAGUGCUGAGUGCACAUUCAAGAAAGCCUUGUCUAUGUGCUAUUGGCCAAACAUGAGAACUGAUAUUGAUAACUUUUUUACUAUGUGUCAUACAUGUCACUCAGAGAGUCAGACACCCCCUCUCUGUAAUCAGACCUCAAACACGGACAAUCAUUUUUUGGACUUUUUUCCACAUUAUUAAACUGUACAUUUGAUCUUUUUUUGAUAUAUAUAUAUAGUUUUUAAUAUAUGUUGUUUGUGUAAGGUAGCAGCCUAAAUACUCCAAAGGAUGACACUGUUGCACCCUCUAUUGCUCUGUGAAUACAGCUAAUGUUGAAGUUUGUCCAUUAUGUGACACCGUAGUCGGGUUAUUCAUGCCGUGCGGGACGCCAUUUUGGUUAAAUGUUUUCAUUCAUUGUCCUGUAAGGUAGCAGUGUUAGUGGCGGCCUGCAUCCUUCUAAAAUAUCUUAACUAAAAUCACCCAUCCGGUCAUUAUGUUCAUCUAAUGCAGGGGUUCUCAACCUUUUGCAAGCUGGGCCCCCCCAAAGCUGGUUCAUUGCAGUCGGGCCCCCCCCUUCCCGGCGCCACCCCCACUACACCACCUUGCAUAGAUAGAUAGAUAGAUAGAUAGAUAGAUAGCCCUAGGCUAGGCUAUUAUUUUUAGGGCCACAUUAUUAUUAUUAUCAUCAGUAGCAGUAGGUAUAGGCCUAUUAUCAUUACUAGGCUAUUGCUAUAUACUUAUAUGAAUUUACAUGCUUUAUUGUUAUUAUUAGUAUUAUUAUUAUCAUAAGUAGGCCUAUUAUCAUUACUAGGCUAUUGCUAUAAUUGGGAAUUGGCACCAGACCUCUGAUAUGAAUUUAUUCUUUAUUAGUGUGUGUUUAGUAGUGUUAUUAUUACUAGGCCUUAUAGUAGGCCUAUCAUCUACAUUUUUGACAGAAGCUUGCAGGUAGGCGAUGUUAAUGUGAGACCUGAGCCUGCUUUGCCUUGCAAAGAUCCUCAAUUCUUGGAGCAAUGUCUGAUAAACAUAGCCUCAAAUCAUCCUCGAUUUGUGCACGAUUGCGGUACUUUGUUUUGAGUGCAGUCAUUUUUGAGAAUCCUGCCUCACACAAAUAUGUCGACACGAAAGGGAGGAGAAUCUUCAAGGUGACGUCACAGAGUUGAGGGUAUUCCUGCAUCAGUGCUGCCCAGAAUGACGAAAGAGGGCAGGAGGUAAAGAGUUCCUUCAGCCUACUGUCACUCUUCAGCUCAAUGAGCUGUUCCUGCAUAUUGAUUGACAGCUCGUUUGCUGUGCACACAAAUGGAUCUCGAACCCACGCAAAAGAGCGAUAAUCCUCCUUAAAGUACGUCGCAAAUUGUUUUCUCAUUUCUGACAGGUGCUCAGAUGCUGAUUGAAAUAGAGAGGAGAAAUCGUGUGACGUGCCUGCAUCUGUGAUAUAGUCCGCAAGGCUAGGGAACAUGUCGCAGUUCCCUCGACUGAUGCGGCCAUGCCAGAGGUCAAGUUUUUGUGUGAAGGCGUCCACUCUGUCUGCAAGGAGCAAAAUAUGAGUUUCGCGGCUUUGCAAAGACAGGUUGAGGACAUUCAAACAGUCAAAUAUAUCGACCAAAUAGGACAGAGACGCAAGCCACAUAGUGUCAUCCAGAUGCUUCGCCAGAUCUGAUUUGAUUUCUGUCAAAAACCACCUCAACUCCUCUCGCAGCUCAUACAACCGCUGUAACAACCGCCCCCUGGAGAGCCAGCGAACUUCAGUGUGCAGAAGCAGCUGUUCGUGCCCUGACCCCAUCUCCUGGCAGAGGACCCCAAACAAGCGAGAGUUUAGCGGCCGUGAUUUGAUGAGAUUUAUCAUUUUCACGGAUUGAUUCAGCACGGAGUCAAAGAGAACCAGCAUUUUUUUAGCAGCUAGUGCUUCGCGAUGGACCAUUCAAUGUGUCCAUUUCACAAGUGGAGCUACUUGCUGAACGCGGGCAGCUAGGCCAAGCUCACGGCCCGUCAUUGCCCGCGCACCAUCCGUGCACAGGCCAAUGCAUCGGUCCCAAGCCAAACCAUAUUUAGGGAUAAAAACAUCAAGGACAUUGAAUAUGGCUUGUCCUGUAGUGUGCGACUGAAGAGGCCGGCAAAACAGGACAUCCUCCUCAAUCGUCUUGUCCCGCAGAUACCUGACAUAGGUGAGGAGCUGUGCCUGCCCAGCAAUAUCAGUGGAUUCGUCCAGCUGCAGCGCGUAGUAAGGACUCUUUUUUAUGAAUGAAAUCAGUUGCUCUCUGAUAUCAUUAGACAUGUCUGAAAUUCUCCUAGCGACUGUGUCAUUGGACAGUGGUACUGCAUUGAGUUUGGCUGCUGCACUAUCUCCUAUCAUUAUUCUGCACACGUCUUGCGCAGCCGGCAAAAUGAGAGUCUCGGCAAUUGUAUGCGGUUUACCCAGUUUGGCUAUUCUUUUGGCCACUACAUACGACGCCUCCAAACACUGUUUGGACACAGUGCUGUGCACUGACAUGGCUGCCUGUUGCUGAUGGAGGCCAUCAAGCUUUCUUUUAAAAUAUUCAGCUGGUUUAUCCUAAAUGCCAGCAUGCUUUGUUUCGAGGUGCCUUUUUAGUUUACAGGGCUUCAUGCUGUCGUUUGCCAGCACCUCGGCACACACAACACACUGAGGUCUCAGAUCGGCUGUGACUGUAAACCCAAACUGCAGGUAUGCUUCAUCGUACCUUCGAAGCUUUUUUGCAGCUGGUGGUGCGUCGGUUGUCUUGUUGGUCCUCACUAGAAAUCUCUCCAUUUGUGUUGGUUUUGAAAUAAUUUGGAUGUGGAUUAGUUGUGAUUUCAAUAAAGUUUAGGCUAUGAUGUAACGAUGUGUGUGUGUGUGUGUGUGUGUGUGUGUGUGACUAUGUUGAGAGACUAGUAUCGGGGGCUAAUCAGUUGGGACUUAGGCACGAUCUUUAAUACAAACAAAACAAAAUUAAUAACAAACAAAAUAACGAUUUUACAGGCAAUGCAGAUUUUAUUUUAAGACUUGACGAUUGUAGUCCUUUGUCAGUGAGUGAGUGAGUGUGUGUGUGUGUGUUGCAACACGGUGAAAAAGACAGAGGGGUGGUUAGCUAAGUGCACUGCCUAGCAGUUAAAAAAUAAACUUAAAAACAUAAAAAUAACUGAGAUGGGGAUAAUCUUUAAAAAGACUGUUUGUGGGAUUAGUCUUUAAAAAAACUGUUGGGUUUUGGAGUAUAAGAUGAUAGAGAUUGAUAAUAGAUAGAGUAGAUAGAGUAGUGAGAGCUGGCACAAGCGAACUUGGCAAGAGACUAGACGAGAGUGAAUGGAGCUAACAUUGGAGAAACAUUUACAUUUAAACCCCGCUCUGUGAGCCAGGGCGGGAACGGCGGCGGCCAUGCGCAUGCGCGAUUCAUUUGCAGCCUGGACGCGGAGUGGUGUGUGUGUGUGUGUGUGUGUGUGUGUGUGUGUGUGUGUGUGUGUCUCCUCUUUGCUCUGACUGCAGGCUGCUGCGCGAGGUUACAGAGACUGACCGUCUGUGAGUGCUUUGGACCGGGGAGGGGCUCACGGCAGCACCCGCUGCUCGUUGAGCACAGUAACUGCAGAGUGAUACGUGCUUUCACGUCAGUCUCCAAACACCACAAAAGUCUCCGGGUGACGGAGCCAGCAGCCAGUGUAGAGGACCAGAGGUGAAAGCUGUCAAUGUGUGUCUCCAGGUCUCAGCCACAAUCCAGAACUCCUGUCUCCAGUGCUUCUCUUCUCUCCCCACGCAAGCAUCCUAUCACAACCAUAAACACAACUCAGAGUCUCUGGGUGUGUAGGGAGGCUUCAGCACAUCCUACACUGAUUCAGUUGCAGUUUACUCCGCAGUGAGAGGAGUCUUUAAGGCAUCACAACAAACAGGAUGAGAGAGUUUCCAGCAGAGCCAGAGGUCGUCUACUCUUCACUGAGGUAGACCUUCACACCUUCAACCAGUCCAACCACUGAUGUCCAGCUGGCCUCUAACUGGUCCCCACAGACUCCCAGUACUUCCAUUACUUUCAUUGUGUUAUCUUUAAAGUAUAAUUAGACUCAUGCAGCUACAAACAGACAAACAACUCACAUUUAUGUAUUCUUUAUUUGUGUUUUUUGGUGCAAAAAAAAAAAGUUAUUAUUAUUAUAUUUAUAUUAUAUUUAAGUUUUAAAAGUAUUUCAGCAGGAUGCACAAGAACAAGAUAUUACUCAUUAUGUUAAACUGUCAUUCUUCUAUUUCUGAACAGAAUCUAAUAAUAACUAUCAGCUGUUUUAUAUUUAAUGUAAGCAUAUUGCUGUUGUUAAUAUUUCUGUUUUUGGAUCAAUAAACUUUAUUCUUGUU